AUCAGAUUGUAUCCAAAUUGUUAUUUGAACCAAUCCCCUUUCGAUCAAGCGUCAGUAACAUGGCGCUGUGUGCUCACCAAUACUGGCUUCGCAUGUAUCAAGGGGAGAGCGGUGUCGGUUUGCAAUAUACAAAUCGACUUCACCAUAUUUCGACCUCGCUUCCAGACCCUACAAACCAACGCCCGUCUCUACUUUUCUUCUUCGGAAAGCAGUUCAAAACACGCGUAUUGAGAGCUCUGUAUCCCGGCAACGCCAUAUCAAAGUGUCGAAACUAUGGGAUUGCAAACAUCUGUCUCGAUCCAGCCACACAAAAUGACGAUCACCCAAUUCUCAUCGCAGAUAGCUGUCCUGAUUACCCCCAAGUCAAAUCGAGAGGCAGAAACACCUGCCAUGAGACAAUCGAUCAUCCGGUGGGCUGGAUAGAUGGGGCUGACCAGCAAAAGCAGCAAUAUUUGGCUGACCAUGCUCUGGCCAGACUAUUAUCGCUAUUCAUCGAUGUGCUGUGCAUAUUUGCCCAGGAUUGCGGCGGCCUUGACGGAGUGGUAGACAUGUUAACAGAGUGGACAGUAAUCGGCUCGGCUUCGAGCCUUCCUCGUGCUGUCCGUCCUCGAUUGGUCGUCGUCACGAGCGUACCUGGCCAUACUUUUGCAUCCGCCGCCCUUCAAUUCCGUCUGAGGGUUCUUUCCGAUGGCAAGUUCUCAGAGUUAUUCUCUUCUUUAAAUGUAGUCAACGUCUUGGCCUUAGGCAGAACCCCGUCGCGCGAGCAUUUCCAAGGGCUGGCACAGGCCCUACAGCACGAAACACAUCUGAUCCGUGCUGAGAAAGUCAACUCCCACACGCUUUUCUCCCUGAUUCACAUUGCCGAUUUCUUUGAUGCAGCACUACGCCAGUUCGCCGUAUCGCCACAAACCUUUGAUUUUAUACAAAGCUCAAGGGAAUUAUCUCCUGUUUCCCACAGCUUCCAGCAACACAUAAGCACUUUUAUGGGCUUAUGUUCCGAGCACAACAUUCCUGCAAGUAUGAUUUGGGACUUCAUCGCCUCGGUGGUCAUUUUUGACAGCUUCCCUCCUGACAUGCACAUGUUCAACCCAUCAGACGUUUUCCGAAACUUAUACCGUCAAUCUUGCGUCCUGGGUGUACAUGACUUCGCAAAAUCCCAGCAGUUGGAUGUCGACUUGGUCACUGCGGACGUCGAGGCCCAUAUAAUCUCCAUGUUCUCGCACAUGAAGUAUGGUGGACAGUCAGCCGCUGCAAUCCGACAGAGAAGCUUGGAGCGAAAUCUCCAACAGUGGUCAGUAUUAUCGCAUACCUCGAUCUGCCUCACGUGUCUACAGAGGAAUACGGAACACUGUCUGGAGUGUGGACAUGCGAUUUGCGACGACUGCCUUGUCGCCUUUGGUGAGCCGACGAAAGGGGUAGAGUGCCGAUAUGACCUCGUUAGCUGUCCUUUCUGUCAGAAGGAAGUUCAUUUCCAGGCCAGACUCUUGCCGCCCACUUGUCGGGUAAGAUUCCUUGGCAUUGAUGGAGGCGGUUCGAGAGGUAUUGUCUCUUUGGCAUUCAUGGAAGAGCUGGAAAAGACGCUUGACCUGCCAUAUCCACUGCAGGAGCACUUUGAUUAUGGCAUCGGGACGAGUUCAGGCGGCGUUGCAACCAUUGGGUUUUUUGCUAAGCACUGGACACCAAAACAAUGUCUCGCUUUCUUCCUCAAGUUUGCGAGGAUAAUUUUUCCGCCAAAGCGCGGUUGCAGGUUUUCAAUUUGUGCUAUAAUCAGACGUAUUUUUGCGUUCUAUCUUGCAAAUGGCGGGUACGACGCAGCCGUUUUAGAAGAGGCUCUCAAAGAAGCAUUAGGAUUAGGCCGGGUGUUUGAAUCAGCAAAAUCAAGGCCAGCCGGAAUGAAAUUUGCGGUUACGGCGACGACGAUAUCGGACGCCACGUUAUGCCUGAUCUCUAAUUAUAAUGGCAACGGUCCUCCUAGCAGAGAUUCAAGGUAUAAACACCUUCGUGCUCAAAAGACGACAGACGAGAUGCUACUCUGGGAAGCAGCGAGGUGUACAACCGCUGCCCCAACUUACUUUACGCCAAAGUAUCUCGAGUCAUUUGGUACGUUCCAAGACGGCGGGUUGAAAUAUAACAACCCUGUCCGGCCAGGCCUGCGUGAAGUUCGCCGAAUUUGGGGCGAUGUAGGUUGCGAUCUGGUGCUUUCGAUUGGGACGGGAUAUCAGCAAAAGCUCUUAUCGCCAGUGGCUUCGAACGUCCGAAACCUGCUACAGGACGGCGCCUUAGCUCGAGUCUAUCGAGCUUCUAUGCAGUCAUUAUCACUCAACGGCCAACUUAGCUGGGAAGAUCACUGGCAUGGCCUUGAUGAAGAAGAAAAAAAACGGCACUUCCGGCUCAAUUUGCCCCUUGUAGGCCAGGAACCUAGGAUUGACGAUGUCGACAAGAUGCAAUAUCUCCGUGAUCAGAUCUACCAUCACUUAGGUGAUAUGGAGGGUAUUGCUAGGGCAUUUAAAGCAGCGUCCUUUUUCUUUCAACUCAACGGGCCUCUGGUAUUCGAAGGUGGGCAGUACAUAUGCCACGGUUCGAUCCUAUCCCGGAGCCCGGACAGUCGUGCCCUCGUGCAGAGUCUCAGAACGAGCUACCCUUUUGCACAGUUCCUACAUCAGGAAUCUUCACUUGGCAUCCUAGCCCCGAACGAUCUCUGCGAAUUGUGUGGACGAUUCCAGAAGCUGAUCAAAUUCCACAUACGCCAUCCCUCGGAUCGAGUCAACAUCCAAUUUUCGUUUAGCAGAUUAUUCCGUCGGAGUAUCAGUGGGUGCCCGCAGCCAAUGGAAUGGUUCGUCAACCGGCAGAGAUUGAGAGCCAAAUUUGGUUCGCCUGACCAUAGGAGCAGAAAUGAGCGAGCUCAAAAUCCGACCUGUAAUUGUGAGCUCCUGCGUUAUCUUGACAGACCUGUCAAGCUUUCGGAAAAUAAGCGGCCCCUCGGCGUCCAAACGAGAACACAGAACAAGAGGCGGCGUUUACGAUGAAGGGAGGCCGAUGCAGCGAAUCUGAUCUUUAGAAGCUAGACACAAACCAAUCAAUUCUUUAUUACUUGAC
This is a messenger RNA of Cadophora gregata, 3096 nucleotides long. RefSeq lists its product as uncharacterized. NCBI's taxonomy places the organism in Eukaryota, Fungi, Ascomycota, Leotiomycetes, Helotiales, Ploettnerulaceae. Gene Ontology annotation, biological process: arachidonate metabolic process. Gene Ontology annotation, cellular component: membrane. The coding region runs from base 60 to 3026 and encodes 988 amino acids. The transcript is spliced from 6 exons. The record is from RefSeq and is a predicted model, not a curated record.